GGAUUAGUUUUUUUCCAAAAAAACGACAAUUUGUCAGCCAUUUUUUUUGACUCACGUAGUCCUCCAAAAAAGAUGGCGUCCACCUGACAGACGCUGAGUGGCGAAUGAGACGAGCUCACUAGUAAAUCCUUUAAUAAUUGGUUUCAUAAAUAAAUAAAAUCAAUAAAUCACUUGUGAGUGAAUUAGUGUGGAUCCUAGUUGAUAGAUAAUUAUCUACCUCAAGAAUGAGUAAUCUGUCACCCUUCGGUGGGGGGAAGAAUCCCCCCUGGGUCAGAAAUGCAGGCCAGGGAAUGCAGAACAUUCAGCAGCAAAUACUGGGCCAGGCUAUGGGUGGAAUGGGAGGACAACCAAUGGUCCAGUACCAACAGCAGACUCAACAAGUCUAUCAACAGGGCCUUGGGCUUCAGCAACCGAAUUUAACGAUGGCGUCCAUGAGCCAACUGGGGUCAAAUCUUCCCUCAGGAAUUGCUGGACAAUUGUACCCUCAAGUGGCAACAGUCUCCUACCCCACACCCAGAACCCUGAAUGCCAAUGCCUUUCAGCAACCUGUUGGUGGUGUUCAGCAGCAGGUCCAGCAGAAUGUUCAAUCCUCGAGUAAACAAAGGGUUUUCACAGGAACUGUUACGAAAGUUCAUGAUAACUUUGGAUUCGUUGAUGAAGACGUUUUUUUUCAAACUCAGGCAUGUGUGAAGGGCUCGAAUCCAGUGAUCGGUGACAGAGUCCUCGUAGAAGCCUCUUUCAACCCUUCAAUGCCAUUCAAGUGGAACGCAACUCGUAUCCAGGUCCUUCCAAUGACCGGAAACUCUCACUCGUCUUCAAGCUCUGUGAUCCCUCCAGCCAAUCAAAAUCCUCAACAAAAUCGUCAACCCCAAUCCGGUCGGCCCUCCACCACCUACAACGCUGUUCCACCCCCCAAUGACAAUCCUCAUAGCAAUAAAUUUUCGAGUAAUAAUUCAACCUCGACAAGUAAUCGAAAUAAACCAGCGAGAGUCAGGGAGAGAUCACGAGACAGGAGGAAUGAUGGUGAGGACAUCGAGAGGAAGCGGAGGAGGGAGGAGAGAAUCAGGGAAAGGGAGAAGAAGGAGGAGAGGAGUCCAUCCAAGACCAGGAGAAGCAAGUCACCAAGAUCCAGAAGACGAACACGUGUGGUACCUCGGUAUAUGGUACAGAUACCCAAGAUUGCUCUUGAUCUUCCUGAAGCUGAUGUUCUUGAGAUUAAGAGAAGGUACCAGAAUAUGUACAUUCCCAGUGACUUUUUCUCCACGAACUUCAGGUGGGUGGAUGCUUUUCCACCCCAUACACCCUUCACCUUGAAUAAACCAUGCAGCUUUCAUGUGAUGCACAAGGAUGUUGAUGGUGGGGUGGAGAUGUCUGCUGUGCUGGAGCCUCUUGAUGCUGAUUAUCUCUUCUCUGCGAAGGUGAUGCUCAUGUCGAUGCCAUCGAUGGAAGAAAUUUAUAAACGAUGUUGUGGAGUGACAGAGGAUCGAGAUCCUGACAGGGACUACGUUCAUCCAACACGACUGAUUAAUUUCCUGGUGGGUUUACGAGGGAAAAACGAGACGAUGGCCAUUGGGGGGCCUUGGAGUCCCUCUUUUGAUGGACCCAAUCCAGAGAGUGAUCCUUCAGUACUCAUCAGGACAGCUGUUAGAACCUGCAAAGCACUUACUGGAAUAGAUCUGUCUCACUGCACCCAAUGGUAUCGCUUCCUGGAGCUAUACUACAGACGUGCUGAGACUACUCACAAGUCGGGGAGAAUUGUAUCAUCGCGCGUUGAAUCGGUCAUACUAUUUCUCCCAGAUGUUUGGAGCUGUGUAUCAACAAAACUGGAGUGGGAUACACUUCAUGUGAGCUAUGCGAGACAACUGGAUAGGAAGAUGAUGGGCGCUGGGGGCGAUGGGGUGAUGGAUGUGGCUGGAGAUAAUGAUGAGGCUGUCGUCGCUGAGCAAAAGGAUGACAUAAAUCUGGAGAAGAAAGAUCCUGGACAUUAUUCAGAACUGGAUGGCAAGUCGAUGAAUCACGACGAAGAUGCAAAAAAAAAUUCAGAACGCGAACGAGCUCUUCUGGAGAAGCGUUACAUCCUUCCAGAGUCACCACACAUCAUUGUUCAUCCAUCACGUACAGCAAAGUCUGGUAAAUUUGAUUGUACCGUGAUGUCUCUGUCAGUUCUUCUUGAUUAUCGUCCAGAAGACACCAAAGAGCAUUCGUUCGAGGUCUCGCUAUUUGCUGAGCUCUUCAACGAAAUGCUGAUGCGUGACUUUGGAUUUAGAAUAUACCGAUCCCUCUGUGCACUUCCUGAAAAGUCAAAGGAUAAGGACGAGGAUCUGAAGAAGAAGAAGGAGGAGAAACCUCGUGAGGAGAAGAACGUUGAGGAGAAGAAACGAAAGGAGGAAGACGACAAAAAGUCGAAGAAGGACGUGAAGAAACGAGAGACGAGUAAGGAAAAGAUUAAAGAGGAGAAGGAGAAGACGAAGAGUGAUGAGAAGGAUCAGGAGGAUGAUGGGGAUGAGGACGACAGUGACGACGAUGAUUCGGUGAAGGAUGGAAAGAGGGACAGGGAUGGGAAGAAGAAGAAGACGAAGCUUUAUACCUUCGAUCCUGAUCUGCUACUGUCUUUCGUUUAUUUCGAUCAGACUCACUGCGGCUACAUCUUUGAUAAGGACAUCGAAGAGUUGAUAUACACAUUGGGAUUGAAUUUAUCUCGAGCCCAGGUGAAGAAGUUGGUGCAGAAAGUCGUCACGAGAGAUUCUCUUCACUACAGGAAAUUAACGGAUCGGCCUAAGGAUGAUGAAGACAAGGAGAAGCCGAAGGAUGAGACGGAGGUAGAGGAUGAGGUCCUUGAAGGAGAGGACGAAGCAGAAUUGAAGUCGUUGGCACUGGGGAACAAGAAACUUUUACCUGUUUUCGUCAGUGGGCAGGUGCCAUCGAAGAGAGCUAGGGGUGAUAAUCAAUUGGAAGGGGAUGGAUCCAUACCAGAUGGCUUCAUCAUGUUCAAAGGGAGUCUCCUGGAUGUGAAGAAGCUGGUGAGCCAGCUGAAGCGAAGUGAGAAGGCCAGGGUGGAUACUGAAGCGAGAAUGGGAGAGAUUCAACAUGAAUUGGCAAGUGCCACUGAUAAAGUCCAUAGACAGGCCACUGUCAUCAGGGACAUGGGGGAUGAUCUCAAGGGGUACAAGGACAAGCUGAGGAAUGUUGAAGAGAAACUCAAGAAGACGUCGUCUGAAUGCUACACUUAUUUGAGUGCAAUAAAGAACGUUUAUCAUACGACGUCGAAAGUGAUGCAGAAUGACAGUAAAAAAGUUGAAAUUGUUGAGAUUCAGGACGAAAAAUCAUCGAAUGAAGUUAAUGGAUCUCCUAAUGAAUUUAAAUCGAAGAGUGAUACGAGGUGGAGUGACACCAGGAGUUCAGUUAAAAAGGAACUCGAGGAUAAAGAUAAAAAAAUUGAUGGUAGAUCAUCUGUGAAGAAAGAACCAAUGGAUGUAGAUAAGGAGAAGAAAUAAUUACCUGAAGAAACGUUUUAUUUAUUUGUAUUGAGAAGCAUUACUGCCUUAGGAUGAAAACUUGAACUCUCUACGAAAAAAAAUAGUCUUUACAUUAAUUUUCUAACCCAAGAGGUUAGAAAAUAUUGAGCUAAUUAGGCUCCAUCAACGUUAAUGAGAGAAAAAUGUUAUAAGUGUUCACCAGAAUUUUUUUCAGUUUUUUUUUAUCUUCGACGUGAACAUAAAACUACAUUAACAAAUGUUCUGAUUGAAUAUAUUGUAAUAAUCACGCAAAUUAACUCGACUAAUUGAAUUUCGCAUGAACUUUGUCAUUGAAAGGACUCUGUACAUUCGAUUGAAAAGAAAAAAUUCAAAAAAUUAUUGAGCAACUGAA
Messenger RNA from Diachasmimorpha longicaudata, 3867 nucleotides. RefSeq names its product cell division cycle and apoptosis regulator protein 1-like. Lineage: Eukaryota; Metazoa; Arthropoda; Insecta; Hymenoptera; Braconidae. Gene Ontology annotation, biological process: regulation of DNA-templated transcription. The transcript is spliced from 8 exons. Bases 225 to 3494 code for a protein of 1089 amino acids. Gene Ontology annotation, cellular component: nucleus. The record is from RefSeq and is a predicted model, not a curated record.